This is a messenger RNA of Papaver somniferum (opium poppy), 1110 nucleotides long. Its product is annotated as maf-like protein DDB_G0281937. Lineage: Eukaryota; Viridiplantae; Streptophyta; Magnoliopsida; Ranunculales; Papaveraceae. Gene Ontology annotation, molecular function: nucleoside triphosphate diphosphatase activity. The coding region runs from base 75 to 713 and encodes 212 amino acids. The record is from RefSeq and is a predicted model, not a curated record. The transcript has 9 exons.
GUUCCCUUCUGCUUAGCCGUAUCUUCUGGCUCAGUAUCUCCCACCUUCCACAAAAAGAGAUUCCACAAAAAGAGAUGUCUGGAAACGGGUUUCCAUCGUAUAAGAUAAUACUAGGAUCAUCCUCAAAGGCUCGGCGAGAAAUUUUAACUGAGAUGGGGUAUGAAUAUACAAUCUUGACUGCAGACAUUGAUGAGAAAAAUAUACGGAUGGAAAAGCCAGAGAAGUUGGUAGUGGCUCUAGCGGAGGCAAAGGCGGUCACAAUCAUGUCAAGGCUUCAGCUUUCUGAUUUCCUUGAGAAGGAUGCUGAACCAACACUUCUGAUCACUGCAGAUACAGUGGUGGUCUAUGAGGGGGCAAUCAGAGAAAAGCCAACGGACAAGGAGGAAGCGCGCCAGUUUCUCAAAGACUAUUCUGGUGGACUUGCAACAGUCGUCGGUUCUGUACUGGUUACCAACCUUAAGACGGGAAUCAGUAAAGGAGGCUAUGACAGGGUUGAGGUUUAUUUUCAUGAUAUACCUGAUGAGGUCAUUGAUAACUUGAUUGAAGAAGGAAUUGUACUUCAUGUUGCUGGAGGCCUAAUGCUCGAGCAUCCACUGAUAUGGCCCUUUGUUGAAACAGUGAUGGGAACCACAGAUAGCGUGAUGGGUCUAUCCAAAGCUCUCGUAAAACAACUCAUAUUCCAAAGCCUCAUCCCUUCUGUACCCGCAGAUUGACUUUGGUGAUUCUCUCUCUCUAUAUAUAUAUGGUUCUUAUUGUUCAUUUCUUCAGCUUUAGUUCAUGACAAACAGGGGUGGUGAUGGUGGCAACAAUUAAAGAUGUCUCCAAUCAGGAUGAAGAUGAUGGGGAUAGAGUCUGUCACAGUACCCUUUUGACUUAUUUAGGAUAGGCUGGAGGAAACUGCUGCUGUUGUUAUUGUUGCUGUACGUUUAUAUAAUCAUUAUUUAAAGGGGGUUAGUCAAUUGGGAUUUGGGAUUAGUAGAGACAUUCAUAAACUUUUUAAGCAAGGGGUUUUGGGUGACUCUCCAUAAGUGUAGAGAUUUUGAGACUCUCUGAAUGAUUUUCAAGGAAUUAUGGUAAUUCAUUGAGACAAUAUAUAUGAAUUCCAGCUUA